CCUCCAAAGUGAAAGACACUCGAUAGCAGUUUAGUUUGCACUUUGCAGAAACACCCAGAAACAGAAAGAGCGCCGAUAAACGACAAGAAGAAGAAGAAGAAGAGGCGGUUUAUGCUAUUUUGUGUGCGGCUCCCUGACCUGUGUUGAGAAUGGUCGGAGAUGUAAAUGGAGGCGGACUCGGUUCAACGCUGUCGUCCCCAGCGUUGGCGGAGGAGCAGUACGUCAAGGCCAAGACGUCUGUGUGGUGGGACAUAGAGAACUGCCAAGUUCCCAAGGGCAGCGACGCGUACGCGAUUGCCCAGAACAUCAGCUCCGCGCUCGCUAAGAUGAAUUACUGUGGUCCCGUCUCCAUCUCCGCCUAUGGCGACACCAACGGGAUCCCUGUAUCUGUCCAACAAGCCCUCUCCAGCACCGGCAUCGCCCUCAACCACGUCCCCGCUGGUGUGAAAGAUGCUAGUGACAAGAAGAUAUUAGUCGAUAUGCUGUUCUGGGCAGUAGACAACCCUGCCCCUGCAAACUUUAUGCUAAUUUCGGGAGACAGAGAUUUCUCUAAUGCGCUCCAUCAACUGCGCAUGAGGAGGUAUAACAUUCUUCUAGCGCAGCCGCAAAAAGCAUCCGCACCCCUGAUUGCUGCAGCGAAGACUGUCUGGCUUUGGACUAGCCUCUCUGCCGGAGGACCCCCACUUUCGAGUGGUGAAUCAUCACAGUUCGCUAAUGGUCAUCAUACCUCUAAUAGCAAUUCUGAAAACCUUUCUUUUGGAAAUCAAAGGCCUUCCAGUAGUGAAAGGGUUGGUGAUAACAAAAAUAAGGGGAGGAAUGGUCGAAAAACCAUAAAUCAAUUGAGCAUGUCCAGGGCCUCAAGCAUGCCAGUUUCAACUCAAGAGAGUAAAAACAAUGAUUACCCUUACCAACCGGAACAUACAGAACCCAACCAGUUUAAGAAAGCCCCACAUGAAUUCUUUGGUUUCAUUGAGCCUGUAGUCUCUGUAAGUCGGUCUACUUCAGAUUUGUUAACUGGCAGUUCUGAAAUCUCAGGGAGUAAUAGCAUUAAUUUCGUAGGUAUUGCACAAAAUCAAUAUUCUCUUCCUUUGAGGCCAAACAACCCCCAUAUGCAACCUCCUUUUGGACUAGAGAAUCUGCAUCUUGUAAAUUCUCAUAGUCAGGGUGGUUUUCGCCCAAUUUCUCCUAGACCUGAUGGCCCCAGGUUUUCAGCUCGACACACAAGUAUGCCUGAUAUGGGUAGUCUAAGUAUCCCUGAAUCACCCGGAUAUGUUCAAAAUCCUCCUAAUUACCAACACCGAAGUGGAGAAGAAUUAAGGCCGAACUCUACUGAAUCUCCAUAUCCAGCUCGUGUAAAUGUAACACAAAAGGGCCAUGGCCCAACAUUUCAUCGUGAUACUAUGAGCAACAGGUAUCCCCGUGGUUCUGGAUAUCGACCACCAGCAUCUCCUCCUAUAAAUGGCGUUUCUAGUAAUGGUGGCUGGGGAUCUCGAGGGCGUUCACCGCCUUCUGAGUAUGAGAAAACAGUACGAAGGACACGCAUUCCAUGGGAGCAGACACGACUGUCCCCCCAAAGACUCGUGGUAUAA
This is a messenger RNA of Juglans microcarpa x Juglans regia, 1589 nucleotides long. Its product is annotated as meiosis regulator and mRNA stability factor 1-like. Gene Ontology annotation, molecular function: RNA nuclease activity. NCBI's taxonomy places the organism in Eukaryota, Viridiplantae, Streptophyta, Magnoliopsida, Fagales, Juglandaceae. Gene Ontology annotation, cellular component: peroxisome. The coding region runs from base 150 to 1589 and encodes 479 amino acids. Gene Ontology annotation, biological process: regulation of gene expression. The record is from RefSeq and is a predicted model, not a curated record. The transcript is spliced from 3 exons.